Messenger RNA from Myotis lucifugus (little brown bat), 4680 nucleotides. It is a transcript of the gene ERICH3, whose product is annotated as glutamate rich 3. Bases 1 to 4680 code for a protein of 1559 amino acids. Lineage: Eukaryota; Metazoa; Chordata; Mammalia; Chiroptera; Vespertilionidae. The transcript is spliced from 14 exons. The record is from RefSeq and is a predicted model, not a curated record.
AUGCUUGUGCAUCACAGGUGGUGGCCACCAGCCAACAGGCGAGGGAAAGCCCUUUGCAGUGGCAGGACUGUGCAUUGGAUCCAGAAGACACGAGAGAACAUGUUGAGGAAGUGCAGGUUACUUGCCGCGUAUAAUAGUCUUACCGACAAACACCUGACUGGAUAUUUUAACAAUACAAGGAUAAGGCGGCAUCUCUUAAGAUCAGGGCUGAUCACAAGAAAUGGAAGAAUACUUUCUGAAAAAGAAUACAAACUAAAUAUCAUGAAGAGGGAUCACCAAAAAUAUAUCCGGGAGUGCUUAGCCCAGGCUAUUUUCCAUAAGGUCCUUGAUAUGGAGCGUUACCAUCAGCUUGAAAUUAAAAAGAAACUGGAGACCUUAGCUAGAAAGGAGCGAAUUCAGAGAUUUAAGGGAGCGCCCACAAGAUGGUCUAUAGAAAAAAACAUGCCAGUGCUGUCUCCCCACCCCCCAGUGGGCCCAAAGACUAACCGUGGCCAUAGUGUUCUGGUUGAUGAAGGACAUUCCAGUCCAAUAACAGUGACAGCCCCUCGACCACACACUGCCCCAGGAAUGAUGCAGCCUCCAAUUCGAUUACAGCCUCUUCCCAGUCAUCCUGCAGCAGGAACUGUUCCAAAGGUAACUCCCGGGUCCAGAUCCAAAACCUCACCGCCGGAAAAUGAAGCUCCAUUUCCCAUUGGGGGCAAGAAGGCAAUGAUGAAGCUCAGGAACUCCAUGGACAAUUCACAGGGAAUGAAACAGUGUCAACCUCUGAACAUUAACAGUUACAUGAUGCCUGUUCCUCCUCCACCUCCUUCCCCGAAUGGAAAAAUCACAAGGGAAAGUAGAUCUGAAACAUGGAGAAGGAGAAGAUUUCGGUCAAGCACUGCUCCAAAUGGCUUAGAACCAAUCUUUACCAGGGAUUCAAGAAGGAUUAAUAAAACACCACUGCAUAGUAAUGCAGUUAUUACAAUGAUCUAUUUGGGGAAGACUGUGCACUUACGUUAUAAUUACCCAGAAUUCCAGGAUGAAAUACAAGUUUAUCAACAGCACUGUGGUGGAGAAAACCUUUGUGUCUACAGAGGCAAACUACUUGAAAAAGAGACCUUUCAGUUUAUUUCCAAAAGGCACCAUGGUUUCCCCUUCAGUCUCACCUUUUUCCUGAACGGGAUGCAGGUGAACAGGCUGAGCUCCUGCUGUGAAUAUAAGCAUCGGAAAGGUUCCAGACUUGGAGGCAAAGGAAGCUACUUUGGGUUCGUGUGUGUGGAGAGAUCAUCACCUUGCUACAAGUGCAUUAUUGCAAUGGGCCUUGACAAAAAACCAACUUCGCCAAAACCUAGGAAACAAAAAAGUCUUGAGAAAAGAGAGGAACCGAAGGGCGAGGGGAAACUGAGGAAGGAUAGAGCAUACAUCGUCCCAAGAAGGAAUGAGAUGGAGGGGAGCAAAACCUCUUCAGUCUUUUUUUCAGCCGACGAAGAAAAAUCAGGGGUUGAAGAUGUAAGAACUGCUGUAGAAGAAAUGGAACGUAAAGGAAAACAACAUGUUUGGGAAGAUGACCAGGAAAAUAUAUUUAAAUACGAAUAUGAAGAAGAUUUUGAAGUAGACGAGGAGAAACAAGAUGAGAAAGCUAAUAAAGAAGGACAGGCUGAUGAUCAAAUGAAUGAAAUGUCAAAGUCACCAUCAGACGAUGAAAAAGAUAAUUUAGACCCUGAAAAGGACAGUGAAACCUUGUCACAGAAGGCACCAGAUGCUGAUGACAGUGUGAAAGAUGAGAGUGAUGGAUGCUCUGAUAGUGAAUUGGAAGAAGAUAAACAAGACAUAAAAACCGCGUCGUCCUCCUCGUGCAGAAGUCACCCCUACUCUAGCUGCAGCGAAGAUGAGUCUGUCCUGGAGGACAGGGAAGCGCACGCGGAAGACAGUGCAGACGAAAGUGUCCGAAGUUCAUCUUCUCAGGAGUUGAGUGAAAAUGAUGAGCCAGGAAAAUCACACCUUCCCACUGAGGAUUCCUUAGAAAUUGAAGAUCAAAAAAUUAUAAAAGCAGAUGUAGAGAUCAAGACUCUGCCAAGAGAGGAAAGCUUGGAGAACGUUCUUGAAGAAGAAACAGAAAAUAGAACCCAAGUGAUUGCAGAGGGCUUUUCUGAGGAGUCCCGGGAACAUGUUUCCAAGGAAGAAAAGAAAAAUUACAGGAGUAAGCUUUGGAAAGGAAGCACUGCUAAGGGGAAGGACAAAAAGUCAGGUCUCUGUAGGGUGGAGAAAGGUGUUGGACAGAUAUUAGGCGGAGCUGUGGAACCUGGCUGCCACUACCCCUGUGAUGCUGAGUCUGGUGUUAACAGCACAGAUGAGGAGGAGAAGCUCUUGACCAAGCUGGAGAUUGACACAGGUGCAGUACCAAACAGGAUUUUAGUGGCGGAAGAAAGCACAGCCCUCACCUCAAACAAAGAAUCCAAGCCAGUUGCAUCAGAAAUGUACACAGUGGGGAAAGAAGAAGCAGUGGAAGAAGAAGGGGCUCCCCAACACAGGGAUGCUGACACACUAGAAGAAAAAGGGGGUGUAACACUGGGGAGUAAAGCAGGGAUUAAGGAGAUUCCCUUGGGGGAGUGGAAGCCAACAGCAGAGCAGCCAGUUUUAGUAGCACUGUUUACUGGGGAAAGGGAGAGCCCUCAGGGCAUAGCAAGCAGGGCAGAGGCAGAAGGGGCUAGAGAGCUGGAUGGAGAGGGGUUAAAGCCAAUGGGAGAAGAAGCAGCAAGAGCCUCAGGAAGUCUGAAUGAAGAAGAGGCUCCUGAACAGCAGGCCUUGAUGCAGACAGUGCUGGAGACAGAGAAGGCAGCUUCUGAAGAGGAGCAGAGUUCGGAGAAGGCAGUGUUUGCCAGCAAGACUGCAGCUCAGAACUCAGAGUGUGUUCAGGAGGUAGCAGCCCCGAGAGAGGCUGUGAUGCUGGAGAAGGGAGAGGCCGAGAGAGGGGUGGCUGUGAGUGAGGCAGGCUCUGAAAAGCCAGACAUGGAGGACAGUGAAGAGAAAGCAUCCAUAGAUCUAGGGGACAUGGCACCUGAGGAUGACACUGCAUUCGAGAGAGCAGAUGGUUCAGAAGAGGCAGUAUUUGGGGGCGAGGAACCAGCCAAAGCAAGGAAGACGGUUAUGAGAAUCGAAACACCUUUGAGCUCCUCCACUUCUGAGAAGGCCGAGGCCACCAGCAUGAGGAUUUCGGAGGAAAGCCUGGAAGAACUUUGUAAGAAAGCUGAGAAAAAGAAGGAUGUUGAGACUGAGGUAGAAUCUAAUAAGAAAGAUGAUAGGAAAGAAACAUUACCUGAGGAAUUCGAUGCAGCAAGACAGAGGAGGAAAGCUGAGAGGCCAAGAACACCUUUGGGGGAAACUGAAUCUGAAAGAGAAGAGGUGACAAGGGCAAAUGCUCUUCAGGAUGAAGAUAUUUUAGCAGGAGAGCAAAAGUUUAAAGGGGAAGAGGGGGAAAUUGUGAAGGAAGUAAGACCCGUGGAAGAGACACCAGGCCCCCUAGAUGAAACAGAGUGUGAUGUUAAGAAUGCAGCACCCGUGGAGGGUCCUGAAUGGACUGAAGACACAGGCCCGCAAGGGGAUGAUUCACUGAGAGAGAGGGAGGUGGGCAUGCUUGAAGCAGCACCUGGAUUUGAAAAGUCACCGGAAAAUACAAUAGUUGUGAGGAAAGAGGAAGGAGGGGAAAGACUAAGAGAAGCUGGAAACACGGGGCAUAAAGGCAGAGCAGAGCUACUCUGCAGGGAAAACAGGGAGAAGGAGACUCCCUCAGAUCAGGAUGAUGGGCCAGGCCCUGAGGGAGAGGGUGUGUUAGGAGCUCCUGAAAGUGACCCAGCAGGACAUGCCCAAGAGUGUGCAGCCAAAGAUCAAGAUGGCCUUGCAGGAGUGAAAAAGAGGGAAAAGGAAGGGUCUUUACAAGGGGAACAAGGAGUGGGGGCCCAAGAAGAUAUUUCUGAAGGAGAGUCCGUGAUGGUAGAAAAGUUAAGUGAGGAAGUGAUGGAUGAGGAGCCAGAGGAAGAGGUGGAUCAAGAGUGCUCUCUGGAGACAGGAGUGAUGAAGAAUGGGCACAAAGAGGGGGUUGGGAGCUUACAAGGAAGAAUGGUUGUGGCUAAAGAAGAUCUCCAGGAAGGAGGAGUGGCAGGAAUGGCUGACGAGAAGAGAGAGGUGUUGGCAGAUUUGAAGACAGCUGAGGAAAAAACAGAAGCAAAUACAGCCUCCUCCCUUUCAGAUGUUGCUGAUGAGGAAACUUGGCACAAAGUGGAUGAGUUACUAGAAAAAACAGCGUCUGCAGAGAAGGUGGCGGCAGAGGAAAUAGCGCUGAGCAGGGAGAGGGUGCCAGCAGCGGAGGAGGUGACCGUGAUUGGGGCGUCAGAGGCUGAGGUGGGGGCUCUAGAAGAACCUUCAGACCUGGAAGAGAAGGCCCCUCAGCUAGGGCCAGAUCAAAAGGGAGGGGAAGCAGGGAUGGGGAGCCCUGGUGGGGGGCAGGAGUCAGGCAAGGCUGAAGAUGUCAGACUGGGACUAUCCCAACAGACAGAGUCAGAGCUGAGUAGAGAGGGUCUACAGGCUGUGGAAAUACUCCCUGGAAAAGCCAAUUGCCCUGGAACCCAAGAGAAGCAAGAGCACAAAGUGCAAAGAGAAAGUGAGAACACAGAUGUUUCCCUGAACAGCAAGAAGGCCUAA